Molecule: messenger RNA, 2425 nt
Organism: Patella vulgata (common limpet)
Lineage: Eukaryota; Metazoa; Mollusca; Gastropoda; Patellidae
Product: beta-1,3-galactosyl-O-glycosyl-glycoprotein beta-1,6-N-acetylglucosaminyltransferase
Exons: 3
Coding region: 749-2167 (472 amino acids)
Cellular component (GO): membrane
Molecular function (GO): acetylglucosaminyltransferase activity
Source: RefSeq, a predicted model, not a curated record
UCGAAGCCAGGGUGUCUGACCAAAAAUGAAAUGAAAUGGGGUUUAACGUCCUACUGUUCUGUUCCUACUGGGCUAAAGAAGACGGGCAUACCCCAUACAGUGUGCUAUGAGGGAAAUUUUGCCCUGACAGCGGCACUACGACCUACUCUUAUACCGAAUUCCAAUUGUCAAGGGAUCUUUUACGUGCACGCCUGUGUGUACACGGGACCUCAGUUUUUUUUUCUUUCCAUCCGAACGACUAGACAGCUGGCCUUGUCGGGCCCUCCGUCCUGCAUCACUGACAAGGUAGAACCACGCCGGAAAAUCUGGAUGAACUUUGUCGGCCAAUGCAGGGAUCGAACACCGCCUUACCCACUUAGCCACCGUGCCCCCUCCAUUCCGGUUGAAAGGUAGGACUCUUGAAAGGUAGGACUCUAAACAUCAUUACAUUGAUCAGUUUCGUUCGAUAUUAUACCUUAAUUGACCACACUGCCCGGUUAGCGCAGAAAGGCAGGACAGCCAUUUCAUUCCACUUAUCAGCUUUUCUUUCCACCAAAAUCAAUCGUUUACCGUAUUGAUCACACCAUAUGCUGUAAUGUUUAUGCAGACUUGGGCGACAUCUGUCUCCAGUAAAACAGAAUAAUGGACCACAAACUUCAGUAAAUUAAUAGGAUAUUAUCAGUUAUUACUAGGUGGAAGUCUACUUAAGUGUUUACAAAGAUAAUCAGAAGAAGUAGUAACAUUGUUAAAUGAUAACCAAACAAACAGGAUGAGACGCAAGUUGCAAUUGACUGUUAUGUUGCUGUUACUGUUCUUGUACAUAGUUCGUUAUUUUAUCCCUCAUAAAAGAACAAGGGAGGCUCCUGCAUCAAUAACGUUGGGUCGUGUGCAUUCUGACGCGAGAGACAGUUUAUCAGCACCAGUCAUAAAAUCAGUUUCAAGUCAAGCAAAUGAUUUGGAAACUAAUGGUAAUGAGAACAGAGGAAAAGAUAAGCUAAUAUACAAUAAAACAGUAAAACAGAACUUGGAUUUAAUAACAGUUCAACGUGAAUUUGAAUCUUUUAGAAUCCCCGAUAUCAACUGUGAAGGAAUAAUAAAAGGUGACGCCGAAGCAUUAGCAGAAUCUGUCCAAAAAAACGCCAGCGUUGUUCCUGAUAAUUACACGUUAAUGAAACACACUACAAAUUGUGAUUACUUUAGGAGACUAUAUGGUUAUGAAGCGAUUAUAAAUACUGACGAAGAAAUCAAUUUUCCUCUCGCUUUUAAUAUACUUUUAUAUAAAGAAGUAGCUCAGGUUGAAAUACUUCUUCGUGCUAUUUAUAGACCACAAAAUUACUAUUGUUUACAUGUAGAUGGGUUUUCACCAGACCAUGUUCACAGGGCAGCUAAAUCAUUAGCUGAUUGUUUUCAUAAUGUCUUCAUAGUUUCAAAAACAGAGAACGUAGUUUAUAAAAGUUUUCAGAGAUUGCAAGCCGAUUUAAAUUGUAUGGCAGAUCAUUUAGCUAAACCAGACUGGAAAUAUUUAAUUAAUCUUCCCAGUCAGGAAUUACCGAUAAAGACUAAUUUACAGAUUGUUAGAAUAUUGACAGCAAUAAACGACAGGAAUUCUAUAGAGUGUAUCACCAACUUAAAACAUAUGCUUUCUGAUCGUUUUGUUCAUAAAUAUAAAAAUAAAUACUAUGCUGACGGAGUGCAUUAUAUCGUUGUUAUGACUAAGGAUAAAAACCCCCCUUUACCUCAUGGCAUGAAGCUCAUUAAAGGGAGUGCUUAUGGUGUUUUUACGCAUCGAUUCGUAAGUUAUGUCUUCAACAAUCAAGUAGCUAAAGAUUUGUUAGAGUGGUGUCGUGGAGUUCUCUCCCCUGAUGAAUAUUACUGGUCAACAUUGAAUCAUAAUCCACAUUUACAAGUUCCUGGUAGUUAUGAAGGUCCAUGUAAAGGUGUGCUAUCAACGUACGUAAAUUGGCAGGUAACAUCUAAUCACGCCAAAUGUAAAGGCAAAGUCCUGAGAUUUAUUUGUAUUUUUGGGCCAGGGGAUUUAAAGACAAUUGUUACUAGGGAGGAAUUAUUUGCUAAUAAAUUUUUAUUAGCCUAUAGUUACACAGCUAUACAGUGCUUAUCAGAAUGGUUGCGUAAUCAAACAUUUUCCCCACAAAGAAUUGAUGAGCAGUUUUAUGAAUCUACAUUUUAAUGUGAAAUUGGUCCGGGAACAUUACGAGAACUAUUUAUUAAGAGAUAUAAACUAUAGCAUAUAUGAUUGUAUAGUGUGGUGUCUUUAGUUUUAUGAGAUAAAGAAUGUCCUAAUCGAGGGUUGAUAUAUAUGUGAAAUACCCCUUGGCCCUGCGAAUGAUAUCACAAAAUUACAUGUUAGUAACCACGUGUUCACAAAGAGAGCGAGAGAUAGAGAGAUAUAAAUAAAUGGGGUUUAACGUCCAUUCAACUUAAACUA